This is a messenger RNA of Punica granatum (pomegranate), 1576 nucleotides long. The record is from RefSeq and is a predicted model, not a curated record. Lineage: Eukaryota; Viridiplantae; Streptophyta; Magnoliopsida; Myrtales; Lythraceae.
CGACGACGUACAAGAGAGAAAAGCGAGGAGAGCUCCCCCCGCCGGAAUAUUCCGAUUCCGAUUCUUCUUCCUUCUUCUUCUUCUUCUUCUUCUUUUUCUUCAGGUCUUACUCUUCUCAUUCAUCUCCGAGCAACUGUACGACGGAAAAAGAUCGGAGUUUCUAAUCGAUUCCGGUCGCUGAUCCUGUGAUAGUUGCUGCUGCGGCUCGUUCUGCUGUGAUGCACCUUGUCCGAGAGAAUCUUUUCAUUGGAAACAUUGGCGAUGCAGCAGAGGUUCUCCAAAACGGUAGCGAUGAGGUUACCCACAUUCUCUCAGUUCUCAGCUCUGCCUCGAUAUCAUUUUUCUCUGACUGGCGCAGCAGUCUAAUUAUCCCCACAAAGGAAAUUAAGAAAGUUUUCGCUGGAGGGUCAGGCAGUACUGCAGAUUCUGAAGAUGUCGGUCUAACAUUGAUCGAUGUGUCCAAGAGUUGCUUGUCGGCUGAAAAGCUCUUGUAUUUGUUAGAGUAUGCGGGAAAGGAUUUGAAACUCGUGAGAAUGGCAGUUCCAAUUAGGGAUAUGGAGAGUGAGGAUCUACUUGAUUAUUUGGAGCCAUGCUUGGACUUCAUCGAAAAGAGUCGGAAGGAGGGUUCUGUUUUGGUACAUUGCUUUGCUGGCGUUUCUCGAAGUGCAGCUAUCAUUACAGCCUAUCUGAUGAGAUCGGAACAUCUAUCUCAGGAAGAUGCCCUUGAGUCCCUGAAGCAAUGCUGUGAAUUUGUUUGCCCAAAUGAUGGUUUUCUAGAGCAGCUGAAAAUGUUUGAGGAGAUGGGUUUCAAAGUUGAUCGUGACAGUAAUGUUUACAAGCGUUUUCGGCUUAAAGUGCUCGGUGAUUGGUACAACCGUGGGGAGAAAAUAGACAGUUCUAAAUUGGCACCAGAUCCUGGACUUCCCACAGAACUGUCUUCUGAAGUCAAAACUUUGCAAAAUGGACAAACAGAUCAUAUGUUAGUGUACCGUUGCAAGAAGUGCCGGAGAAUUGUUGCAUCACAGGCAAAUGUUGUUGGCCAUGUUCCAGGAGAGGGCGAAUCAUCCUUUGAAUGGCACAAGCGUAGAAGUGGCAACCCAUUCAACAGAGAUGACGAGUACGAAUGCUCAUCUGUCUUUGUGGAGCCUCUCCGCUGGAUGAAAUCAGUCGAAGAAGGUGCAAUGGAGGGCAAGCUAUCAUGUGCACACUGUGAUGCCCGUCUCGGCUACUUCAACUGGUCAGGCAUACAGUGUAGCUGCGGGAGCUGGAUCACUCCAGCUUUUCAGCUCCAUAAAAGCCGAAUUGAUAUCAGCAGCAUCUAAUCUAUAAUGUCACGGGAAGUUGAAGGGCCUCUUAUCUGGAGCAGCCCUUUGCUGGCAGAUCCAUUUUGUGAAUAACCGAUCCCGUCAUAUAAUCCUGAGAUCUUGGGCAAUGCAGAAGAAAGCUGAUUUUUUUUUUUGUCUUCUUUUUCCCUGCUUUUCCUUCCCUUUUUUGGUUCGUGCGCUUCAAAUAUGUGUAGUCGUUUGGAGAUUGGGCUCAAAGAUAUCAAUACAUACCACACACAGUUGAAUCAUGA